Molecule: messenger RNA, 948 nt
Organism: Xenopus tropicalis (tropical clawed frog)
Lineage: Eukaryota; Metazoa; Chordata; Amphibia; Anura; Pipidae
Product: histone H2A type 1-like
Exons: 1
Coding region: 34-426 (130 amino acids)
Cellular component (GO): nucleosome; nucleus; chromosome
Molecular function (GO): protein heterodimerization activity; DNA binding; structural constituent of chromatin
Source: RefSeq, a predicted model, not a curated record
CUAUUUCUUUGUAGCUGAGUUGUAUUGGCGAUCAUGUCCGGCAGAGGCAAACAAGGCGGCAAGGUUCGGGCUAAGGCCAAGACCCGCUCAUCCCGGGCUGGGCUGCAGUUCCCAGUUGGCCGUGUUCACCGCUUGCUGAGGAAAGGCAAUUAUGCCGAGCGGGUGGGAGCCGGAGCUCCGGUCUAUCUGGCCGCAGUACUCGAGUACCUGACCGCUGAGAUCCUGGAGUUGGCCGGGAACGCUGCCCGGGAUAACAAGAAGACCCGCAUCAUCCCCAGGCACCUGCAGCUCGCUGUGCGCAACGAUGAGGAGCUGAACAAACUGCUCGGAGGGGUGACUAUCGCUCAGGGCGGGGUCCUGCCCAACAUCCAGUCCGUGCUGCUGCCCAAGAAAGCCGAGAGCUCCAAGCCGGCCAAGGGCAAGUAACGCUCCGAACGAUGAACUCUAAGCAUCAAAUAACCCAAAGGCUCUUCUCAGAGCCACUCACAUUAUCUAAACACGGCUGUGUGACACAUACGGGUAAAUCUGACUGCUGAUCCGCUCAUAAACCCAAAGGCUCCUCUCAGAGCAGGGCAAGGGGGGUGAUUAUCCCGGGCAGACUGAUACAGUCGCACUGCCGGUAACAGGGAGGGACACAAUGUUGCUGUUUGGGGGUUCAAUAAACCUCAUAACGGGAGCUGCAAUUGAUUUCUGAGUUGGUGAAAUAAUGUAUCGGGGUAAAGGGAUCUGAGUGUCCCCCAACUUCUCCUUAUUCUCUGAUCCCAGGGGAGUCGGAUGUUACAGGGAACUGAUUUUGAGGGGAUUUCUGAAUUUGUAAUUUUUAUGAUUUGGGGCUCAGAUUAUAUACAGGGAAUAUGAAUGUGAUUCCCACAGAUUAGUGGGAACAUUCAACAAAUAAGUUUUGUGGUUUUGAUUGUGUUUCCAGUUACUGUAUAUAGUCCCUAGUGC